GAGGGCGGCGGCGCGAGGAGAGCGGGACGCGGGCGGCCCGGGCCGGGGGUCCCGUCUCCCGGAGCCGGACGGACGGGCCGGGCCCGGAGCGCCGCCAUGGGCCCGGGGCCCCCGGGGGCCGGAGCGGGGGCGCCCCCGCGGCCGCUGUCCCUGGCCGCGCGGCUGAGCUACGCCGUGGGCCACUUCCUCAAUGACCUGUGCGCGUCCAUGUGGUUCACCUACCUGCUGCUCUACCUGCACUCGGUGCGCGCCUACAGCUCCCGCGGCGCCGGCCUGCUGCUGCUGCUCGGCCAGGUGGCCGACGGGCUGUGCACGCCCCUCGUGGGCUUCGAGGCUGACCGCGCCGCAGGCCGCUGUGCCCGCUUCGGCCCGCGCAAGGCCUGGCACCUGGUCGGCACCAUCUGCGUCCUGCUGUCCUUCCCCUUCAUCUUCAGCCCCUGCCUGGGCUGUGGGGCCGCCACGCCCGAGUGGGUUGCCCUCCUCUACUACGGGCCCUUCAUCGUGAUCUUCCAGUUCGGCUGGGCCGCCACACAGAUCGCCCACCUCAGCCUCAUCCCGGAGCUCGUCACCAGCGACCACGAGAAGGUGGAGCUCACGGCUCUCAGGUACGCCUUCACCGUGGUGGCCAACAUCACCGUCUACGGCGCUGCCUGGCUUCUGCUCCACCUGCAGGGCUCUCCCCACAUGGGGCCCGCCCAGGAUGCCAAUGACCAGCUGGGGGUCCAGGACGUGCCAGUGUUCCGGAACCUCUCCCUGUUGGUGGUGGGCAUUGGAGCUGUCUUCUCACUGCUGUUCCACCUGGGCACCAGGGAGGGGCGCCGGCGGCAGGUGGAGGAGCCGGAUGAGCACAGGCCCCUGUUGGCCCCCGCCACCGCCCGGCCCUUGCUGCUCUGGAAGCACUGGCUGCGGGAGCCGGCCUUUUAUCAGGUGGGCUUGCUGUACAUGAGCACGAGGCUGAUUGUGAACCUGUCCCAGACGUACAUGGCCAUGUACCUCACCUACUCCCUCAACCUGCCCAAGAAGUUCAUCGCCACCAUCCCGCUGGUGAUGUACGUCAGCGGCUUCCUCUCCUCCUUCCUCAUGAAGCCCGUCAACAAGUGCAUCGGGAGGCGCAUGACCUACUUCGUGGGCCUCCUGGUGAUCCUGGCCUUCGCAGCCUGGGUGGCGCUGGCAGAUGAGCUGGGCGUGGCUGUGUAUGUGGCGGCCGUGCUGCUGGGCACGGGCUGUGCCACCAUCCUCGUCACCUCACUGGCCAUGACGGCGGACCUCAUCGGCCCCCACACGCACAGUGGAGCCUUCGUGUAUGGUGCCAUGAGCUUCUCGGACAAGGUGGCCAACGGGCUGGCGGUCAUGGCCAUCCAGGGCCUGCACCCCUGCUCCUCGGAGCUCUGCUGCAAAGCCUGCAUGGCCUUCUACCACUGGGUGAUGGCGGCCGUGACGGGCGGCGUGGGCGUGGCUGCCACCCUGGCUCUGUGCAGCCUCCUCGUCUGGCCCAUCCGCCUUCGGAGCUGGGACCCUGGAUCCCAACCCUGAUGUCGCCCCAUGGUCCCUCGCCCUUUGUAAACUAACGGCGACUGUGAACAUUCAUGCCCGAGUGGCCUGGAGCGGCCCCUUAGCGCCUCUGAUCCCACUCCUGCAUCUGUCCUGUUCCGCCUGGCUGCAGGGGGCGGGGCGAGGGGCGUGGUCAGAAUGGGCGGGAUCCCAGCAGCUUAUCCCCUCCAGGGCGGGGACACCGAGCUAGGCCCUCUGGUAUCCAGGGGCUGGUGGGGUCCUUGUGCAUUUCGGGUACCCCAUUCCCAACUCUAACUCGCCCCCCACCGUCUGGAUGAUCUGGGGGUGCUGUGUUGUGUGAAGGCCGGAUGUGAGGCUCCUGGGUGCAGGGGCCGCCCCAAGCUCAGCCCCAGCCAGCUUAGGGUCUCCUGGGUGCUGCCAGGCCCUGGAGGACGGAGCCGUCGCUGAGCCCGCCAGGGCCCCAGCCUCGGGGUGAGGGGGCCAGGCUCCGACCCUGACCGUGGGGGCGGCAAGGCUCAGCAGGCCGGGCUGGUGGCCCGAGAGCGGCUCCCUGCGCCCAGGCCAUGGCUGUCGGCCUGGGGCCCGGGGCCGGGGGAGCCGAGGGCAGGAGAGGGCGUCUGCCUGCCUCUGCCCUGGCGCUGGGUCCCCAGG
This is a messenger RNA of Hippopotamus amphibius kiboko, 2163 nucleotides long. It is a transcript of the gene MFSD12, whose product is annotated as major facilitator superfamily domain containing 12. The coding region runs from base 97 to 1533 and encodes 478 amino acids. The transcript is spliced from 10 exons. The record is from RefSeq and is a predicted model, not a curated record. Lineage: Eukaryota; Metazoa; Chordata; Mammalia; Artiodactyla; Hippopotamidae. Gene Ontology annotation, molecular function: symporter activity. Gene Ontology annotation, biological process: carbohydrate transport. Gene Ontology annotation, cellular component: membrane.